AUGGAAACGAACGAAGCUGAAAUACUUUCGGAAGUUUUUGACGAUAAUUUGUCAGACGUUCCUAGUGGGAACGAAGAUGCGGAUGACUCUUUUGAAGAUUGCGAGGACGAUUCCAGUGACAGUGAAAUUAUUAGACCUGUAAAGAAGAGUAAGGUGGCAGUGUUUUCAAGUGAUUUCGACACUGACGAAGAAAUGAUAAUUCUGUGCAGCUAUCACGAUCAAACCGCAAUGAAACGCAAAACAUCAUCCAGAACACUCAAGUGGUCUUCGGUUACACCGAAAGACAUGAAGAAAUUCCUUGGUCUAAUUAUUCUGAUGGGUCAAACAAGAAAAGAUAGCUGGAAAGAUUAUUGGUCCACAGCUCCUUUGGUAUUUACCCCUAUAUUUGCACAAACAAUGAGCCGCCAUAGAUUUGAACAAAUAUGGACAUUUUGGCAUUUCAAUGAUAAUACGAAAAUGGACAGUCGCUCGGGGAGACUUUUCAAAAUUCAACCCGUGCUGGAUUAUUUCCUGCAUAAAUUCAGAACAAUAUACAAACCAAAGCAACAGUUGUCCUUGGACGAGGGAAUGAUCCCAUGGAGAGGACGGCUAAGGUUUCGUACGUACAACCCAGUAAAACUGACAAAACAUGGUUUACUUGUUCGGAUGGUGUGCGAGAGUGACACCGGCUACAUAUGCAAUAUGGAUAUAUACACUGCUGAAGGAAGAAAAUUGGAACAAACUAUUCUUUCAGUUCUUGGUCCCUAUCUUGGCAUAUGGCACCAUAUUUACCAAAAUAAUUAUUAUAAUAGUACAUCUACUGCUGAAUUGCUGCUCCAAAACAGAACUAGAGUAUGUGGGACUAUUAGAGAGAGCAGAGGCUUACCGCCAAAUUUGAAAAUAAAAACAUCAACGAUGAAGGAAGGCGAUAUAAUAUUUUCUAGAAAAAGUGAUAUUCUUCUCCUCGCAUGGAAAGACAAGCGGAUUAUUAGAAUGAUCUCGACCAUUCAUGACACUUUCGUCUCGACAACUAGAAAAAAAAUAGAAAAACGGGAGAGAACAUUGUAA
Molecule: messenger RNA, 1047 nt
Organism: Megachile rotundata (alfalfa leafcutting bee)
Lineage: Eukaryota; Metazoa; Arthropoda; Insecta; Hymenoptera; Megachilidae
Product: piggyBac transposable element-derived protein 4-like
Source: RefSeq, a predicted model, not a curated record